UCAAGUGGAAGCUGAACAUGUCUGAUACACAGGAAACACCCGUACUGGAAUCACAGUCUGGAAUCUUCCCACCACUCAAGGAUUCAAAAUGGAGUUGGGCUCACGAUGGUACAAAUAUCAAUGGUGCUCUAGACUUACUGGGAGAUGGAGGUGUUAAAUGGUGCGAGGGAGAAAGGCAGGGAGGAUGGGAAGUCAGGGAAAAUGGAACUGUUCUCGAUGUGACGUUCGGGGGAGUAUGUCACAAGUUCACCUACAAAGAUAAUACAGCUGUACUUUUCUGUCCUGAUAGGAAGCCUCCAAGUGUCAUGGGAGUUAUUAAUCCCUCUCCAGAGAGUAAAAUCGAGGAGCCCAAAGCAGUGUUCGACGAGCCUAAAAGUGAGGAAGUAAAUGAGGAGGAACCAGUGAAGGAGAACGGUGAAGCCGCUGCCGAAGAGAUCUCAGAAGAGCCAGCCACCGAAGAGGCUUCAGAAAAAUCAGCCGCCGAAGAGGCUUCAGAAGCACCAGCCGCCGAAGAGGCUUCAGAAGAACCAGCUGCUGAAGAGGCUUCAGACAAACCAGCUGCUGAAGAGGCUUCAGACAAACCAGCUGCUGAAGAGGCUUCAGACAAACCAGCUGCUGAAGAGGCUUCAGAAGAACCAGCUGCUGAAGAGGCUUCAGACAAACCAGCCGCCGAAGAGGCUUCAGAAGAACCAGCUGCUGAAGAGGCUUCAGACAAACCAGUCGCCGAAGAGGCUUCAGAAGAACCAGCUGCUGAAGAGGCUUCAGACAAACCAGCCGCCGAAGAGGCUUCAGAAGCACCAGCCGCCGAAGAGGCUUCAGGAGAACCAGCUGCUGAAGAGGCUUCAGACAAACCAGCCGCCGAAGAGGCUUCAGAAGAACCAGCUGCUAAAGAGGCUUCAGAAGAACCAGCUGCUGAAGAGGCUUCAGAAGAACCAGCCGCCGAAAAGGCUUCAGAAGAACCAGCCGCCGAAGAGGCUUCAGAAGAACCAGCCGCCGAAGAGGCUUCAGAAGAACCAGCUGCUGAAGAGGCUUCAGAAGCACCAGCUGCUGAAGAGGCUUCAGAAGCACCAGCUGCUGAAGAGGCUUCAGAAGCACCAGCUGCUGAAGAGGCUUCAGAAGAACUAGCUGCUGAAGAGGCUUCAGAAGCACCAGCCGCCGAAGAGGCUUCAGAAGAACCAGCUGCUGAAGAGGCUUCAGAAGAACCAGCUGAUGAAGAAGCUUCAGAAGAGCCAGUCGCUGAGGAGGCUUCAGAAGAACCAGCCGCCGAAGAGGCUUCAGAAGAACCAGUCGCCGAAGAGGCUUCAGACGAACCAGUUGCUGAAGAGGCUUCAGAAGAACCAGCUGCCGAAGAGGCUUCAGAAGAGCCAGCUGCAGAAGAGGCUUCAGAAGAACCAGCUGCCGAAGAGGCUGUAGUAGAGGACGAAGCCGCAGCGGAGGAAGCAGCACAAGAAGAGACUGCACCUGAAGAGGGUGAGGUAGUAGCAGAAGAGGAGGCAGCACCUGAAGAGGGUGAGGUAGUAGCAGAAGAGGCGGCACCAGAAGAGGAAGAAGUAGCUGCAGAGGAAGAACCAGCCGCCGAGGAAGAAUCACCAGCAGCUGAAGAAGAAGCAGCCGUUGAGGAAGAAUCACCAGCAGCUGAAGAGGAAGCAGCCGAAGAGGAAGAAGCAGCUCCACUUGAGAAUGGAGAUAAUCAUGCAGCUGAGAAUGGGUCAUCUGGAGAGAAGUCUGACAUAGAGGAGGAGGUUGAGGAUAUAAAAAUGAGGCUGGACCGACUGGAAAGUGAUCAAGGAGCGUUGCAGGACAACGUUAACGACCUCAAGACCAAGUUCGAGGACGGCAGAGUGACCUCGCCGACUAAAAAGAGUCCCGGCAGCAGCGAUAUCGUGGGCCCCUCAAUCCCCAUGUCAAACCUGAGGGCUAUGUUCGGAAACUGAGCGGAACUUCUUAGAUCUUGGAUUUAACGUUAAAUUAACGGCGAAGAUAUGUUGUUUGUCUAUGUUUCGGCUCAUUGAGGACUAAAAGGAUUGAUAUAACAUGUUAUGAACUAGGAUAUCCCGAAUUAAAGUGUUCAAUUUGUCGAGGCAGAUCUUUCAAUAGCCAGAUAGGUGAAACAAUUUUUUAUUUUACUCUGUAAAAUUUGUUAUUUUACUCUGUAAAAUGCAAGAGGAAAUUUCUGCACAUUUUGGUACGCGUGUGCAGACUUCCUCUAUUUUAAGAUGGACGAUUUUUUGAUUUUAAGAACUUUUGAGAGCCGUCUAUUGGGGGCCCCCCAUCUUUUUAAGCAGUCGAAAUUAAAUCUUUAUUUCCUGCGUGGAAUUUGUGACGCUUUUUCUUAAAUUCGUCAUGAAAUUUUGCUAAAUUGUGUAUUAUAUUGGAAUUGUUUUGUAUGUGAAA
Molecule: messenger RNA, 2394 nt
Organism: Bolinopsis microptera
Lineage: Eukaryota; Metazoa; Ctenophora; Tentaculata; Lobata; Bolinopsidae
Product: paternally-expressed gene 3 protein-like
Exons: 5
Coding region: 18-1934 (638 amino acids)
Source: RefSeq, a predicted model, not a curated record